CGAUUUUAUAAAGCCUAAAACCAGCUUCUUUUCUUCCACUAAUUAACCACAAAGAGAAGCACAACUUCUGCAGAAACCACCAUCACCUAUUGAUCAAGGUCUGAGAGAAGCAGAAAGAGGUUCAUAUGGACCGUGUGAGGUUUAUUACUAUCAGUAGAUGGUGGAGAGGGCCCUGGGGACUGAAGAAGAGUGUGGAAGCAGUGGCAGUUGGAGUUGUUUUAGUUGGUGCUCUUUCAAUCUUCUUGGGCCUUGGAACACAAGAUAAAUCAAGUAGUGCUUGUCAAUUUCCAGCAAUCUACAACUUUGGUGAUUCAAAUUCUGACACGGGUGGUUGGUCAGCUACAUUUUUUCGGCUUCCUUCCCCUUAUGGCAAUACCUUCUUUGGUAAACCUGUAGGCAGGAUCUCAGAUGGGCGUCUCAUCAUCGAUUUUAUAGCUCAUAAGUUGGGUCUCCCAUUUCUUAGUGCAUAUCUGGAUUCUCUCGGAUCAAAUUUCCAUCAUGGAGCAAGUUUCGCAACCGGAGGAUCUACAAUUCAGCCAUUAGAUGGCAGGAUGUUUGAAGCAAGAUAUAGCCCCAUCUCUCUUAACCUACAGCUUUCACAAUUUGCGCAGUUCAAAGCACGUGUAAAUGAGGUUUUCACUGAAGAUAAAAGGACCAGCCUCCCAAGACCAAGCGAUUUCUCCAAGGCCUUGUACACAUUAGACAUUGGACAAAACGAUCUUCAUGCUGGAUUAAGGUUGAAGACUAUGGACGAAGUGCUGGCAUCGAUUUCCAACAUCACUGCGCAGUUAGCUUUGACAAUAGAGCAACUAUACCAAGAAGGAGCAAGAGUUUUUUGGAUUCACAACACAGGUCCCCUUGGCUGCUUGCCUUCAACACUUGCAUAUAAACUGCCAAAACCUGGCGACCUAGACCAAAACGGUUGCUGGAAGCCUCACAAUGAGGUGGCUGAAGAAUUUAACAGACAGCUCAAGGAUAGGGUGUUUAAACUAAGGGCCCAACUUUCAGAGGCAGUUCUUACUUAUGUCGAUCUCUAUACCGCAAGGUACACACUUAUCAGCGAAGCAGAGAAGCAUGGUUUUACUAGUCCUCUAGCUCAAUGCUGUGGAAGUUAUGGUGAUUCCGUCGUCCAUUGUGGGAUAAAAACUAUUGUUAAUGGCACUGAAGUUGAGGCCCUUUGUAGCAAUCCUUCAAAAUACAUUAGUUGGGAUGGGGUGCACUAUUCUGAUGCUGCAAACCAAUGGCUAGCCGACCGAAUUAUGGACGGCGCAUUUUCAGACCCUCCAGUUUCAAUCACUGAAGCAUGCCACAAGCCUCCGCACUUUUGAUUUUACUUCCAAGUACAUAACUAUCUUUUAUAGAUUUGGUAUAUGUGGAAUUUAAACCUUUUUUGAGUGGGGCAUGGAUUUUCUAAGGCCAGGUUGGGCUUUGCAGCAUUCCUUUGAAUCAUAUUUCAUCUUCAGUCUUUGUAAUCUUGGCAUGCCAAACACACACACCAAAAGAGAAACAAAGAAACAACAGAUUUUCUGGACACUUAAUGUGUAAAAUGAUACAGAAAAGAAAGAUCAAUCAAAAGAGAGGGGGCCGAUGAAACGGGGAUGGGGAA
Messenger RNA from Prunus avium (sweet cherry), 1606 nucleotides. RefSeq names its product GDSL esterase/lipase At5g14450-like. Lineage: Eukaryota; Viridiplantae; Streptophyta; Magnoliopsida; Rosales; Rosaceae. Gene Ontology annotation, molecular function: hydrolase activity, acting on ester bonds. The record is from RefSeq and is a predicted model, not a curated record.